AUGUAAUCCAAUCCGAAAAUUACUCCAAAUAAUCCAUUUUACACAGGCACUUAUCCAUAGACCAUCCUAGUUAAGGAUAAGUAAUAACCUUCCAAAACCCGCUAUGACAGGUAAUCACAACCCAUCAUAAGAGGCAAGGGCAGACAUACAGUUACUUUUAAACCUGAUAUUCACAAAAUCUACACUGUUGAGAAUUGGAAAAUAUAUAAUAUUGAAAACGAUAACCAACCAAAUGAAAACAAAUGUUGCGCAAUACUCUGA
This is a messenger RNA of Paramecium tetraurelia, 261 nucleotides long. RefSeq lists its product as uncharacterized. The transcript has a single exon. The record is from RefSeq and is a predicted model, not a curated record. Lineage: Eukaryota; Ciliophora; Oligohymenophorea; Peniculida; Parameciidae.